Molecule: messenger RNA, 711 nt
Organism: Procambarus clarkii (red swamp crayfish)
Lineage: Eukaryota; Metazoa; Arthropoda; Malacostraca; Decapoda; Cambaridae
Source: RefSeq, a predicted model, not a curated record
AUGCGUGUGUCAUGCGUGCAUGACACCUUCGUGUGCCUCACCGUCGAGUGCCUGACCUUCGUGUGCCUCACCUUCGUGGGCCACACCUUCGUGGGCCUCACCUUCGUGGGCCACACCUUCGUGGGCCUCACCUUCGUGUGUCUCACCUUCGUGUGCCUCACCUUCGUUUGCCUAACCGUCGUGUGCCUGACCUUCGUGUGCCUCACCUUCGUGUGCCUCACCUUCGUGGGCCACACCUUCGUGGGCCUCACCUUCGUGGGCCUCACCUUCGUGUGCCUCACCUUCGUGUGCCUCAACUUCGUUUGCCUCACCUUCGUGUGUCUCACCUUCGUUUGCCUCAACUUCUUGUGUCGCACCUUCGUGUUUCUCACCUUCGUGUGCCUCACCUUCGUGUGCCUCACCUUUUUGUGGAUCUCUUUCAUGUGUCUCACCUUCAUGUGCAUGACCUUCGAGUACCUCACCUUCGUAAGCCUCAACUUCGUGUGUCUCACCAUCGUAUGCCUCACUUUCGUGUGCUUGAAAUUCGUUUGCCUCACCUUCGCGUGUCUCACCUUCGUGUGCCUCACCUUAUUGGGCCACACCUUCGUGUGUCUCACCUUCGUGUGUCUCACCUUCGUGUGCCUCAACUUCGUGUGUCGCACCUUCGUGCUUCUCACCUUCGUUUGCCUAACCGUCGUGUGUCUCACCUUCGUAGGCCUAUCUUUCGCGUGA